UCUGUCCGCUUUUCCACUGCGCAAAAAGAAGCGCCCGCAGCGAUGGAUCUAGGAGGCAUCUCCAGCGGCUCCCCGAUCAGCUCCAUCCCGCAUCAGCUCAAAUGUUCCGGGAAAGAAGUUCACCUACAGGGUAAUCCUGCGGGGCAGACCUGCUCUGGUCCCUCCAAAGUCUGGCUGGCUUACAAGCAGGCAUCGCAGCAGCUAAACUCGUCUAGAAUCAAAGCGGGUUUGGGUUUACUGAAAGUAGCCACGCUGCAUUGGAAGCACGAAAAGAAGACAGUCGGUGCACAGAGCAGACAUCCGUUCAACAGAUCCCCGCUGGAUCAGCUGGCAGCUUUAGUUUUCCAUGACCCUACCGGCUCCAGCGGCCUGGAGCACAGACAGGAGCCGCUCUGUCUGACCAAGCCGCAGAACUGUAAGCGCAUCGUGGUCCUCGGUGCGCCACGAGUUGGGAAGACUUCCAUCCUCAGGAGAUACCUCCGGGACGGGUUUGUAGAAGAGUACCAUCCGACCUCUGAGGAUUUCCUCAGAAAGUUAUUCUGCAUCCGUGGGGAGACCUACCAAAUAGACAUCCUGGAUGCGUCCAGGGAGAGGGAUUUCCCAGCCAAACGGCGACUCUCCAUUCUCACUGGAGAUAUAUUUCUACUUGUCUUCAGUCUUGAUGACAAGAGCUCCUUCGAGGAGGUGUGCUCCCUGCGAGAAGAGAUCCUGACAGCUAAAUCAAAGCUCACUAAGUCCUCGGUCCCGGCGCAUUGCGCACAGCAGCGGGUCCCGCUUGUGGUUUGUGCCAAUAAGGUGGAUCUUGAGACUCAGAGAGGGGUUUCACACGCAGAUGUGCUCAAAGCACUCGGGCGCGACUGCAUCUAUUUUGAAACAUCUGCAAAGGACAGCACUAAUCUCGAGCAAGUCUUCGAGACUCUGGCGAAACGAGGCGGUCUCCCGAUGGAGACAGGUCCGUUUCAGCACCGCAAAGUGUCCCUCCGCUCCUACCAGGCCAUCAGGACUGACUGUGCAGCCUGGAAGGGAGGAAGGGUGGCGGGGCGAGAGGAUCCCUGCGGUACCCUAUACCCACUGGCCCGUCGGCCGAGUUUUUCCACUGAUCUGCGACAGAUUAUUGGGUCACAUAAGGGAGCAAAACCGGGCCAAGUGCUGGAGAAAUGUCACAUUCAGUGAGGAGGGGUACGGACUAAUAUUGAGGACAACAACGCAUGUGCACUUUUAUUCCAGAAUAAACGCCUUUAU
Molecule: messenger RNA, 1242 nt
Organism: Cyprinodon variegatus (sheepshead minnow)
Lineage: Eukaryota; Metazoa; Chordata; Actinopteri; Cyprinodontiformes; Cyprinodontidae
Gene: rasd2b
Product: GTP-binding protein Rhes-like
Exons: 2
Coding region: 43-1173 (376 amino acids)
Molecular function (GO): GTPase activity; GTP binding
Source: RefSeq, a predicted model, not a curated record